UGCAGUUCGGUUUGUGUCUUUAUGUUCUCUGUGUGCGUUUGUGUGUUUUCAUGCCUGAUUCUGUGCGUGUGAGCAUGCCUGUUUGUGUAGUGCCUGUUUGUGUCAUGCCUGUUUGUGUGUGUUUAAGCCUUUUUGUGAGUAUGAUAUUAUGUGCAUGUGUAUAUGCAUACAUAGUUUAAAUUGCUUCUCCAUCUCUAUGAUCUUACCUGCAAAUGAAAUCACUGUCUUUCGUUUCUCUCCUCUCCAUCCCUUCCCCCAUCCCUCCAUUUAUUCUCCUCAUUCUCCUUUGUGCACUACCCAUGUGACUACAUUUUGGUGUUCAUUGGCUGGUGGUGCAAAGACAUUGAGUCAUCCAUCCAAUCUACACUGUCCUACCUCUCAUAUAAACAUAAGCAAAAGCUGCAUGCUUAUGAAUUAGAACUGUGUCUGUAUGCCAGGGAGGUGCAACCCUCUCUCUCACUUGUGUUUUGAAACAGUCAUUGUCUACUGCUAUUUUUUCUUACCCUCAUCAUGCUGUGACUAGCACUCGAUCUCUUUGCAUCUUUUCUAUCAUUCUCAGUUUACAUGUAUGUGGCUGCAGUGCUGGAGCAGAAAACAUGGUUGUAACACUGGCACAUGGUGAUGCUGGAGGUACAUUAGCUUCUCCUGACUACAACAGUAAAAUUUAAAGCUGUCCCUGUCAUACUUUUAUACUGAAGGUUGUAAAUGAUGAACCAGGAUGAAUUAAAAUCACGUACAAUGCAGGAGUUGCGUGACAGGCUCCAGCCAGAGGUGGCCGAGCUGAUCAAGCAGCAGAGGCUGAACCGGCUGUGCGAGGGUGCCUGCUUCAGGAAGAUCAGCACUCGCCGCAGACAAGAUAAGUUUUUGUAUUGUCGACUGUCUCCAAAUCACAAAGUACUGCACUAUGGGGAUGUAGAGGAUUUGUCACAGGGACAAAUCCCCCAUGAAUCUCUACAAGAGAAAUUAACAGUAGCAGAUAUUAAGACAUUGAUAACUGGGAAAGAUUGUCCUCAUGUGAAGGAGAAAGGAGCGCUAAAGCAAAAUAAGUACUGCAUCUGGACAGAUGGCCUGAAUGCUCUGUUGGGAAAAGAGAUGACAAGUGAACUCACCAAGUCAGAUAUGGACACACUGGUUACCAUGGAGAUAAAGCUCCGCCUCUUAGACCUUGAGAAUGUUCAGAUUCCUGAAGUUCCGCCCCCUGUACCCAAAGAACCCAAAGAUUAUGACUUUGUUUAUGAUUACAGCCAACAGCACACUUGAGAGGCACUGCAUCACAGCUGUUGGACUAUAAUGUAUUUACUCUUGAUCUACAGUGUGGGCCAGGACAAAAUAAAGUGUCUCCAUUUCCUGGAAAUUUGAAAGGAUAUUUUAAUCGAAAGGUUUGGAAGAGGCUUUGGCUGGGAUACUGUCACUGAUUCACAAACCUUCUCAUACUGACUGUCCUGCUUUCCAAGACUGUUUGUAAUACUGAUUCAUCGAUUUCCCCCAUCUUAAAGGCUGUAACAACACUUUAUGGGCCUCAGUGAUGUUUGUUAGAUGACCCUAACAACCCUAAGGGUUUGUUUGAUAGCCUUCUAGGGCCAAGGGUAUCAAGUUAAUUUAACUAUAGACUUCAGGAGCAGAACUUGUCAAAUGUAGCUAUUCCUGAGCAGAAACAUAAGCAAUAAAUAUCUAAUAUUUCAAAAAUAUGGCAUUUGUUUUAUUUUCCAAUUGGAUUUUAUGCAACCAAGUCCAUUUAAAUAUAACAGUUGAUGAUAUAGUUACUUUAUUCUUUAUGUAGGUAAGCUGAUAUUAUAUUGUUUGAAAGAAAGAAAGAAAGAAAGAAAGAAAGAAAGAAAGAAA
Messenger RNA from Pangasianodon hypophthalmus (striped catfish), 1842 nucleotides. Its product is annotated as engulfment and cell motility protein 1. The transcript has 6 exons. Bases 706 to 1260 code for a protein of 184 amino acids. Lineage: Eukaryota; Metazoa; Chordata; Actinopteri; Siluriformes; Pangasiidae. The record is from RefSeq and is a predicted model, not a curated record.